AUGGUGCAUUCAGCAACGCAGCGAUCAUAUUUAAAGGACAUUCAACAACUCUACCGGACGAUUGAGGCCUCGACAGAUGGCCAAGCUUCCAUACUCUCAGUCGAUGAAAUGUCAGUGAUGAUCUCGCUGCAACCCAAAUCUGGUAACAAUGCUCAUGCUGCCUUCAACGUGGAAAUAAAGUGUCCCGUGUCCUAUCCAAGGGAUAGACCAAAAGUGACAUUCACCUCACCAAUCUUCCACCCCAACAUCAACAAUAAUUCGGGAGGCAUUUGUCUAAAUCUUCUUAGUGAGUGGCUUAGCUGUUACAGUCUUCUGGAUGUGGUGAAAUCUCUUCUCUACCUAAUCGACAACCCGAAUUUCGAUGAGGCAAACAACUCGUUUGCAUACCUGGAAAACAAGGUCUUGUUGGCAAAGAAGACGAUGCGAGUGCUGGCAGGUCUGCCAGUAAAUGGGAAACGGUUUGCACCAAACAAAUCAUGGUGUGAGUGGGCAGAGGCCCAUGGAUGCCUUCCAGUUGGCGAGAAAGAGGAUGACGAAGAGAAUGGCGAGGUGCCGGCGGUUUGUGUGGAUGUCGGACAAGGAUCAGACGAUGAGGAUGAUGGU
This is a messenger RNA of Mesocestoides corti, 603 nucleotides long. Lineage: Eukaryota; Metazoa; Platyhelminthes; Cestoda; Cyclophyllidea; Mesocestoididae. The record is from the annotation of a GenBank genome assembly.